This is a messenger RNA of Eruca vesicaria subsp. sativa (arugula), 1819 nucleotides long. NCBI's taxonomy places the organism in Eukaryota, Viridiplantae, Streptophyta, Magnoliopsida, Brassicales, Brassicaceae. The record is from the annotation of a GenBank genome assembly.
GUUCGUUCUAUCUUCUUCUUGGUCUUUUACGUCUCUCUGCUCGAGGCGUGUGCCCUCCUCUCAUUAUGUUCAAAGUCAAUUGACAAAGGAGAAAAAAAACCCUAAUUCGGAUUGAAGAUGUGGGGAUAUGGAGGAAAAUACUAUUGGCGAAAGAGAGACAAAGGAGGAAGAAGUGAAGCGAUCGUUGUGGUGUUCGCUUGGAUGUCUAGUGAAGAACGCAAUCUCAAGAACCAUGUCGAUCUCUAUGAUUCUCUUCUUUGGGACUCCCUCGUUUGCCAUUCUCAGUUCCUCAACAUGUUCUUACCGGACAAAGCUGCGGAUCUAGCUUCUGAUCUUGUGUCUGAACUUGUAAAGGAGCUCAAGGAAAAGCCAGUUCCUUUAGUGUUUGCUUCUUUCUCUGGUGGUCCUAAUGCUUGUAUGUAUAAAGUUCUUCAAAUACUUGAAGGGAUAUGUGACACAGGACUCAACCAGGAUGAUUGUAGAAUGGUUAGAAACUGCAUCUCAGGGUUUAUCUAUGACUCAUCUCCUGUGGAUUUCACUAGUGACUUGGGAGCUAGAUUAGCGGUUCAUCCAACUACGCUCAGAAUGUCUAAACCACCUAAACCAUUUGUAUGGGUAGCCAACGGUAUUGCUUCGAGUCUCGAUUAUGUUUUCCUCAACAGGUUUGAGUCACAAAGAGCAGAGUUCUGGCAGACUCUUUACUCUACUAUAACAAUGAGAGUUCCUUAUCUCAUUCUAUGCUCUGAAAACGAUGACCUCGCUCCUUAUCAAACCAUACACAAUUUCUACACACGUCUCCAAGAGCUAGGAGGAGAUGUAAAACUCGUUAAAUGGAAUGAUUCUCCUCACGUUGGACAUUAUCGGUAUAACCAAGUCGACUAUAAAGCAGCUGUAUCAGACUUCUUGUCAAAAGCAACGUCAGUUUAUUUGCAGAAGACAACAAGUCUUAACAGAGAAGCAAUGAAAGAAGAUACACCAUGUGAUGAUGAGAUAACAGAGCCAACUCAAAGCUUUGGGGCAUCAACCUCUGGUCUUAACCGAAGCUUCAACGGGACUCCACUUGUCACAACGGAUCAUUUCUUUGUGCCUAGCACCGUAGGUUACUACGUGGGAAACGGUGGGUCUGUGCAAGAUGAACAUAAACAAGAUUUGAUCCGUUUGUCCAGUACUCAGAACGAAGAUGAUGCUAAUAAGCCUAAUGGUGUUCUUGGUCAAAUCUUGUUUGAUGUUUAUAUCCCCAAGAACGUUGAGGAUUGGGAUGUGAAGUUGUCGGAAACAACCGGGAGGUCUAGGAGGAGACCAGGGAAGAGGUUUAUACGUAGAUCGAGAUUGUAGCAUCUGAGUUGUGUUUACCAUUUGUGUUCUUCACAUAUACUUUUGCAGUGGAAUUAUAUUUGUUUUCCUAAAUAAAAUCAAUAAAGUAAGAUCCAUUUUGCAGAACUCAAGAGAAUGUGUUUUCUUUGCUGUAUAUACAUGCAGUAUAACCGAAAUCAAGUUCUAUUUUAAAAUGUCUUAGCAGAUUCUUGUAUAACCAGACGAUGAUGGAUAAUGAGCGUGGAGUUGCGUUUGGAGAAUCUGACAAACAGGGCUCAUAGACCUGGUUUUGGUUCUUGGGGUGAGUGAUUGAUGAUGGAGACGCUUCCUUGUCGAUGGUCCUUGGUUUCGUUUCUUUGUUUCUUAGUGUCAGUGUUGGACCACCCACUCGUUCAGCUUUUUGGAGUCUAUUGAUUUUGCUGGGUCUGUAUGUAUACCGGAAGUACUUCAAUGCAAAAAUAGGACCCAUCCCUUCAUUGGUUUAUGGAGAGGAACUUUGAUACCC